Messenger RNA from Acomys russatus (golden spiny mouse), 6374 nucleotides. It is a transcript of the gene Cep170b, whose product is annotated as centrosomal protein 170B. Gene Ontology annotation, molecular function: protein binding. NCBI's taxonomy places the organism in Eukaryota, Metazoa, Chordata, Mammalia, Rodentia, Muridae. Bases 616 to 5040 code for a protein of 1474 amino acids. The transcript has 18 exons. The record is from RefSeq and is a predicted model, not a curated record.
AGCGGCGAGAGAGAACUUACCUCAGGAACCGUGAGUGCUAUCGGAGCUCCCCGCCUCUCCCUGCCUAGCCCACUGCGACCGCCAGGACCAGGCAGGCCUCCUCAGGGCCAAGAUGAGUGUCACGUCCUGGUUCCUGGUGAGCGGCAGUGGCACCCGCCACCGGCUCCCGCGAGAGCUCAUCUUCGUGGGGCGUGAUGAAUGUGAGCUUAUGUUGCAGUCCCGUAGCGUGGACAAGCAGCAUGCCGUCAUCAACUACGACCAAGACCGUGAUGAGCACUGGGUGAAGGACCUGGGCAGCCUCAAUGGAAGGGGCGUUCCGUGGAACUCCAGCCCCUGCGGCCUGCCCCGAGCCUCAGCCUGCCUGUGUGUGCACUCAGCCAGAGGACACAGAGGGGCUGAGAAGAAGCCACCACUCUUUGGGAUCCCAAGUCCUGGUUUGACCUCGAGUUCUGAAGCCUGCAUACUCUACGCUCUCACAUACGGUAGGGCACGAUUGGUCCUCCCUGAGGAGGGGCCCUCAAGUCCACCUCCUCAGACUGAUGACUAGCAUGCUGGCCUCCGUGCUUCCUGCCCCUCCUGUUCUGUGUUCUCCUUAACUCGAAGCCACAUUCCAACAUGUACGUGCUAGAGCGUGUGCAGCACCGCGUUCCUGAGGAGGCGCUCAAGCAUGAGAAGUACACCAGCCAGCUGCAGGUGAGCGUCAAGGUCUCUGCACCCAAGAAGGGGGAGGCACUGCCAGAGCACACACCCUACUGCGAGUCCUCACAACUCAGGCCAGAUAAAGGGGACCGAAGACACGGAGCAGAGGCAGUAGCUUACCGCACACCCUUGUAUGGACAACCCUCCUGGUGGGGUGAGGAUGACAGCGCCGCACCGCCUGAAGACCGGCACCAGGGGGAGCCCUACCCAGAGCGUCCCAAGGACCUGGCACAGCAAGAUGGUGAGCUAGACAGUUGCCGUGCUCCUGCUGAGCCACCAGACUACUCGUUCAGACGUGAACCCAGCUACUUUGAGAUCCCCACGAAGGAAGCCCCACAGCCACCACGUCUCCCUGAGGUGCCAACACAGGAAGUGCCCACGAAAGACCAGGAGGCAGGUGGUGGUGGUGGGACGGCUCCUGUGGUACAGAGCCACGCCUCCUUCACCAUCGAGUUUGAUGACUGCAGCCCAGGCAAGGUGAAGAUCAAAGACCACAUCACCAAGUUCUCCCUGCGCCAGCGGCGGCCUCCCAGCAAGGAGGCCACACCUGUGGAGAUGGUCUCAGCCGAAACCAAGGUGGCUGACUGGCUGGUGCAGAACGACCCAAGCCUGCUACGCCGGGAUGGCCCAGGGGAUGACCGCCACAGCACCAAAAGCGACCUUCCUGUCCACACCCGUACUCUGAAGGGCCACAAGCAUGAGGACGGCACACAGAGUGACUCAGAGGACCCCUUGGCCAAGGCUGCUUCGGUGUCUGGAGCCCCAACAGAGGCUGGUGGGGAGCAGGUGCGGCUGCAGAGGCAGAUCAAAAGGGACCCCCAAGAGUUGCUGCACAACCAGCAAGCCUUUGUUAUCGAGUUCUUUGAUGAGGAUACACCCCGCAAGAAACGCUCCCAGUCUUUUACACACACCCCACCUGCAGACCCCAAGGCUGACAAGCGCCGGGUGGCUGGGACUGCUGACAGAGAGCGUCCUGCAGUCACUGUCCGUGCAGCAGGCAGCAGCUCAGGACCACAGAGGGCCAGCUCACUCAAGCGAGAAAAGACUGAGGAGCGGCUAGGCAACACUUCUCCUGUCCCCCGUGCCUCCACCCGCUCCUUUGGCAGUGUAGGGCGCCGCUCCCGCCUGGCGCAGGACUUCAUGGCCCAGUGUGUACGGGACAUCUCCCCAGCUACCAGGCCUGGCCCUGAGAAGGCGCCUCCGGUGCUGCCUGCCCCUUUGACACCGCGAGGGGCCAGCCCAGUGACCCCCUCCACCACCCCACCGCCUCCCACUGACCCCCAGUUGACCAAGGCACGCAGACAGGAGGAAGACGAUAGCCUUAGUGACGCAGGCACCUACACUAUUGAAACAGAGGCUCAAGACCAAGAAGUGGAGGAGGCUCGGAAGAUGAUCGACCAGGUUUUUGGGGUGUUUGAAUCCCCUGAGCUCUCCAGGGUGUCCUCAGCUACUUUCCGCCCGGUCAUCAGAGGUGACAGAGAUGAAUCCAGUGAUGGGGGCAUGGCCCAGCGGAUGGCUCUGCUGCAAGAGUUUGCUUCCCGAACACCAGGCAUGGCUCCCCAGAUGGAGCAGCAGAGCCUCUUGGUCCCAGGCUCCCCUGGGGGUCAGAAGUGGGUGUCCCGAUGGGCUAGCCUGGCUGAUAGCUACUCUGAUGCUGGCUUGGCAGAGGAUGGUCCUGGGCGCAGAGCCGGAGAGCCUGACGGGACCCUGCCUGUGCGCACUCGGCGACUGCUCCCUCAGUUGCCCAGUGAUAGGGCUGACAGCCCUGCAAGUCUUGAAGCUGCCCGGCGGAGCGGCUCAGGGCCACCGGGGCUUGGCACUGAGCAGGCAAACCACCUUCCAGGCCAAGAAGACCUGGACCCUGAUAGCCUCAGUGAUGCCAGCGGGUCAGAUGGCGGCCGAGGCCCAGACCCAGGGCCAGAACGGCAGGAGGAGCUAGCAUGGGCCCGGGGUCGGCGCUCGCCAAGGGCCCCCACCUCUUUCUUCAUUGGGGAUCAGAAUGGAGAGACCGCUUUCCCCAAGAAAUCAUUUGUGGCUCCCGGGGAGGCAGACGGCCCAGGACGGGUAGUCCAGACCAGCUCUUCGGCAAGGAAUGGCCUCCACGUCAGCACCAACGGGAGGAUGGUGAUCCAGCUGCGCAGUGGUCGGUCCCCAGAGCCCGACCCGGCCCCACCAAAGGAGGCCCUGGCCUUUGCCCGGCAAGAGAGCUUCACCAAGGAACCAACCAGUGGCCCCUCAGCACCUGGCAAGCUUCCUCACAUUUCUAGUCACCCACUCCUACAAGACUUGGCUGCAGCCCGGGCCUCACGAAUGGACUUUCACACGCAGGACACCCACCUGAUCUUGAAGGAGACCGAGACGGCCCUGGCAGCCCUGGAGGCCCAGCUGCUCUCCAAGUCUGCAGAUGAGUGUGAGGCGGGCAGCUCCCCCAGGCCUCCAGAGGACUCCUUAUCUGGGGAUUCAGAUGUGGACACAGCUAGCACCAUUAGCUUGCUCAGUGGCAAGAAUGGACCCAGCCCGACAACCCCCCAGACCCCAGGGCCACAGAAGGAGAGCCUGUUGUCUUCGCCAGCGGUACCAGACCCAGGAGGUGCUAACCAGGGUGGCGCCCGAGAGCGGCUGUCAGAGAGACAGCAUCGCCCACCAGGCCUUUCAGACUUGGGCCAUGGAGAGUCAUCAAGGCGCCUGGCCAUGCGGCGUGGCCAUGGGUCUCGAGGGUCCCUGGACUGGCCUGAAGAGGAGCGAAACUCUAGCCUUGGCAACCUGCCCAAUUCUAACCACGAGACCCCUGAGGCUACUGUGGCAGGCCGACAAGGGCCUCGCCGGAAACCAGUGGCUCCCCCGCCGUCCCCAGCUGCCCGGGAGGAGCAAAGCCGCACUUCCACCACCGCUCAGAAGGUGCAUCAGGCACUGACCCGCUCCAACAGCCUGUCCACCCCGAGGCCCACCAGGGCCUCCCGACUUAGGCGGGCCCGUUUGGGGGAUGCCUCGGACACUGAGGCUGUGGAUGGUGAACGAGGAACCGCGGCCAACCCUGAACCAGCAAACCGACCAGCCCCUGAGCAGGCCAAGAAACUGACACGCUUGGACAUCCUGGCCAUGCCCCGGAAGCGGGCAGGCUCCUUCACAGGGCCCAGCGACUCUGAGGUGGCACCUGCCCGUACGGGCUUUUCUGGCCGCAGUGCUGAGCUCUACAGCAGUAGCCGGAAGCCCACGAUAGCCGAGGCCCGUGCUGCCGCCAAGAAGACUGCUGCUACCGCUGCCAACGCAGGCCCCCGCCAAGCCUUCAGCAGGGCUCGCCCAGGCAGUGCCAGAUACUCCUCCAGCACGCGGCGGCGGCAGCAGGGUUCGGAUUACACGUCCACCUCCGAGGAGGAAUAUGGGUCCCACCACAGCUCCCCUAAACACACACGCUCCCAUGCCUCAACAGCCACGCAGACCCCAAGGUCCGGCAGCUCUGCCCGGGCCCGGCCCCGGGACACAGACGACGAUGAGGAAGAGCCUGACCCCUACGGCUUCAUUGUGCAGACAGCCGAAAUUGCAGAGAUUGCUAGACUAAGCCAGACACUAGUGAAGGAUGUGGCCAUCCUGGCCAGGGAGAUUCAUGAUGUGGCUGGGGAUGGAGACUCACUGGGCUCACCAGGACCCACUCGCAGCCCGUCUCUUGGGAAUGUGCCCAGUACCCCUGCGUCGACCAUCUCAGCCCGUGAAGAGCUGGUACAGCGCAUUCCAGAGGCCAGCCUCAACUUCCAGAAGGUUCCACCUGGCUCCAUGAACUCUCACAACUUGGAUCAGAACAUGAAUGACAGCCGCGAGGAUGCCCUGGCCAACAAAACAAGGCCUCGGAACCGUGAAGAGGUGAUCUUUGAUAACCUGAUGCUCAACCCAGUGUCCCAGCUGUCACACGCCAUUCGUGAAAACACAGAGCAUCUUGCUGAGAAGAUGAAGAUCCUCUUCCAGAACACGGGCCGGGCAUGGGAAGACCUAGAGGCGAGAAUCAAUGCUGAGAAUGAAGUGCCCAUCCUGAAGACCUCCAACAAGGAGAUCAGCUCCAUCCUGAAGGAACUCCGGCGUGUACAGAAGCAGCUAGAAGUCAUCAAUGCCAUUGUGGACCCCAGCAUGAACCUUGACCUGCUCAUGGGAAACAGGGCUCCUGCAGGGUCCGCUCAGCCAGGACUUGGGAAAGCUCGGCCAGCAGCUCAGAGCUCAACAUCAUCGGCCUCAGUGGACACCUUGCUGCCAGCCCUGCCUCUCAGGAGCUUCCCACAACGGGCAAACUGCGGGCCCCCUGGCCUCCCGGAGCCUGCCUUCCUCCCCGAUGCUGAGAGGUUCCUAAUCUAAGCCGUGAAGCAGGCGAGGCCAGCCUUUUCAUGCCCGUGUGUCCUGUUCCUGCCUGUGUAUCCCAUGGCCUACCUGCCUGGCUGCAGGCGGUUCUCUGUGAAAACCCCAUGUGCCAUAACCCCAUGGACGGGUGCCUCCCAUGCCCAGGCCCCCUCCUCAGCCAGCACCCAACCACUUCAUCCAGCUCAUGGCUGCCCCACCUCCACCGGCCUCCUAGCCUAGCCCCUGGGGUGUCCACUGCCAAGGGCCAGCCCUUGAGGCCUCAUAUUCACCUCCUCUCCAUCACUGUUGUUUUGCCAUUAGCUUUGAAGGAAAGAGUACUUUGCAUCACCAGGCCUGACCUAGGUGCAGCUCCGGCCUGGGAGGCCCUGUCUCAUCCUUGUGUGCUGGCUUGAAGCCAGACAAGAGAAAGGAGCUGGACCCUGGGGCCAGUCAGUGCCAAACACAGAGGCUGAAUGGGCUUGGCGUGACCCCAGACUGUCCAGGAAGGAGGCCACUCGGUGUGUCGCACCUACCUGAGUCCACAGCUGGAGAUGCUGCAGAGCCCAUCAGCCUGGGCAGAUGAGUGGUUCAUGGAGGUAUUUGGGGCGGGAACCCCACGGCUCUAAGCCUUUGGUGCCAACACAACUGCCAAACCCGUUGAGUUUGGGUGCCGUCCCAGCAAGCCCUCUUGAGUGGAUUUAUCCCAACUAGGGUCCCUGGGGCUUCCUCAUGGUGGGACUGGGUAUAGCUGGGUAGGCCAGCACCCCCUUCGGUCGUGCUGAGUGCUUUACCAGAGUGUCAGAAAAAGAGAUUUGGAGCUCCUGGUUUUGUGAUCUAAACCAUGUACCUGCCCCUGCCAUCCUAGAUGGUGUGGGCACGGAGCGGUAACUGCAGCGGGCUCCUGUGGCCUGCUCCUUUGUGGGGGCCUGGCAGGGACAGGCCCACUACUGGUUAUGCUUUCUCAGGAUUUGUCCGGCUGGGGCCUGCCAGGUGAGCAGUGUGGCUGCCCUGCUGCUGCCCUUGCUGGUGUUUCUGGAGGCACUAAGCCAAAGAGCCUGUUGGCUGGAAUGGGAUGGGGAGAGUCCCAUAGUGACCAGGCUGGCAUGGGUACGCUCUGUGCGCUGUCUGACAUUUGUGUGGGUGUCGCUCCUGAACAGGACCUGUCAGCUGGGGAGAGAGAUAGCUGCGGCGGGGGACCCAGAGCCCUCGGGUAGCAUGGGUCCCCCUGUUUACACUUAGAUUAUAGAGAGUCAUGCAUGGGUCCUGUGUGCCUCUGCCCAGCCCACCUGAUGUUUACGUGUGUGUGUGUGUGUGUGUGUGUGUGUGUGUGUGUGUGUGUGUGUGUGUGUGUG